Molecule: messenger RNA, 3048 nt
Organism: Nilaparvata lugens (brown planthopper)
Lineage: Eukaryota; Metazoa; Arthropoda; Insecta; Hemiptera; Delphacidae
Product: tubulin alpha-3 chain
Exons: 6
Coding region: 208-1515 (435 amino acids)
Biological process (GO): microtubule cytoskeleton organization; mitotic cell cycle
Cellular component (GO): cytoplasm; microtubule
Molecular function (GO): structural constituent of cytoskeleton; GTP binding
Source: RefSeq, a predicted model, not a curated record
CUUAAACAUCUGAUAAGACAUAUGAUAAAUGUUAACCUAAUGUGAUAGUACGGAAAAUUACAAUAACAUAACUUUUUGGACAGAACAACACAGCAAAAUUCUUCAUGGAAAAUGUAAAAACUCAAUCAAAAUUCAUAGUAAAAUUACAGUCAAAUUAUCAGAAAUUAAUAUAACACUAUACAAAUUAUAUAAUACAAAGAAACAGACAUGAAAGAAAUUAUCUCCAUCCACAUUGGUCAAUCAGGUACACAGAUAGCGAACGCGUGUUGGGAGUUAUACUGCCUGGAGCAUGCUAUCAGGCCAGAUGGACUCGUCUACCCUGGCUAUGAACGCUGCAGGGAUAGAUCGUUCAACACCUUCUUCGAAGAUAAUAGUGGAAAAUAUGUGCCGAGAUGCGUCAUUUUUGAUUUGGAACCAACUUGCGUAGACGAGAUAAGAACGGGAGCCUAUCGUCAGCUGUUCCACCCAGACACGCUGAUCUCGGGCAAAGAGGACGCGGCGAGCAACUUCGCACGUGGCUACUACACGAUCGGCAACGAAAUGUCCGAACUGGUGCUUGACCGCAUCCGUAAAGUGGCCGAGAACUGUGCCAACGUCCAAGGCUUCAUAGUGGUGCGCUCUUUCGGCGGAGGCACAGGGUCCGGGUUCACUGUCAAUCUGCUCGAGCGCAUGACUAACGACUACGCCAAGAAAAACAAAAUCGAGUUCGCCAUCUAUCCAUCGCCCAGGAUAUCACCGUUGAUCACUGAGCCGUAUAAUGCAUGUCUAACCACUCAUGGAAGUCUCAACGUGUCCGAUUGUUGUUUCAUUUUCGACAACGAGGCUUUCUAUGAUAUUUGUGCCCGCAACUUGGAUGUGAAUCGACCAACCUAUACGAAUCUCAAUCGUCUAAUUGGACAGGUUAUGUCCGGUGUGACGGCGUCAUUACGUUUCGAGGGCUCAGUGAACGUAGACCUGCGUGAGUUCCAAACCAACCUGAUCCCGUUUCCGCGAGUUCACUUCCCAUUGGUCAGCUAUGCGCCACUGGUUCCAGCACAUAAAGCACGGCACGAGCAGUUGACUGUGGACCAGAUAACCAGUUCAUGCUUCGAGCCAGCCAAUCAGAUGGUCAAAUGCGAUCCACGCACCGGAAAGUACGUCGGCGUCACGCUGCUCUACAGGGGAGAUGUUUCCCCCAGCGAUAUCAACAACGCUAUCGGUCGCAUCAAGAAUGCACGAAGCGUCAACUUUGUCGAGUGGUGUCCGACCGGAUUCAAGACAGGAGUCAACUACAUGCCGCCGACUACAGUCCCUGGUGGAGACCUUGCCAAAACUACGAGGGCUUGCAUCGCCCUGGCUAACAACACAUCUGUGAAGGAUGCGUGGAAUAGACUUCGCAAAAAGUUCAAUACCAUGUAUCAGAAACGAGCGUUUGUAUUCUGGUAUGUUGGUGAAGGCAUGGAGGAGAGCGAGUUCACAGAAGCCAGGGACAAUGUGCAAGCUUUAGAAGAAGAGUACAAUGAAAUUGAGAAAUGAUACAUUCUAUCACAGAUACAAUCAUACAACUGACUUGAUAAUUAGAUUGGGGAAUGAUACAUCCUAUGACAGCUACAAUCAUACAAUAUUGUCUCUAUUUAUACAUACAUUGGUAGAUACAAUAUCAUUCUCAACUAUGAAUGAUUGGGAAAGGAACAACAGGCUUGAAGCCCAAAACUGUUACUUUCCCAAAUUUGGAUAGAAAUUGACCAAAAAUGGAUGAAAUUGAGAAAUGAUACAAUCUAUUAAAGAAUACCAUCAUACAAUAUUGACUUGAUAAUGAAAUUGGGAAAUUAUACAUUCUAUUAUAGACACAAUCAUUCAAUAUUGUCUUGAUGAUGAUAUUGAGAAAUGAUACAUUCUAUCACAGAUACAAUCAUACAAUUGUCUAGAUUUGCUACUUGACACAUAUCCUACUUGUUUCUGCUCUUAUACUCCAAUUGAUGUACCUUCCGAAUUGGUAUACAUUGUUUCGAAUUAUAUAGUAGCAGAGAAAACUUAAGCUGCGUUUACACCAAAGUUAUCAACAAAAUGUUUAUUUCUCCGUCCUUAUAGAUUCUAUUAGUUUGAACAUAACUUUUCAUACACAUGAUGAACAUUAAUGUGUUUGUCAAGUUCCGUUCAAUCUAAUAGAAUCUAUAAGGAUGGAGAAAUAAACAUUUUGUCAAUAACUUUGGUGUAACCGCAGCUCUAUACAAGUUCAUACAGACUCAUAUUUGUUUUAUUUUAUGAUUGUAGAUGGCAUUGUAUUACGUAUCGUAUACGACUUUAGACGUGCAAAUACACAAAUUCGGGAGUUGCAUCAAAUUGAGUAUAAAAAGCAGUAUAUUAUGAUUGGAAUUGGAACUCAUACAAAUCUUCCAUUCGAUUCAGCCAACUACUGGUUAUUCAAUAUCUAUUUUGAAUGAAUUGGUCAAAAUAUUUCGCAGAUAAAGCUGAUUGAACUCGGAAGAAACAUAAUAAGCUGAACUUAACAUUAAAACAAAUAAAUGAAACUCUGAUGAUUCUCUUUUAUCUUUUAUUCUUAUUUCAAUAAAUGGAUAACCCCAUCGCAUGAUGAUAGAAAUAUUGGACUUUAUUCAAGCUAGAAGGUUAAGAAAUGUUACUAACAAAACCAUCAAUAGAGAAGAAAAUCUUAUGAAACAUUUUCAAGUCCUUUCAGCUAAUUCUUAUUUUUGAACAUUAGUUCAAAAUACUCUAUUUUACUCUAAAACCUCUGAACUGAGAACAUUGUGUUUCAUAUCUCAUAUGUAUCACAUCAAUUAGGAAGUUGAAGAUUAUUAUAUUAUUGUAUUACGAUACUUUCACUAAGAGUAGGUGGGUCCCGAAAGUAAACAGUUCGUGAUUGAUUGUUUACUCAUUUAUGUGGAAUUCUGCGGGAAACUUCAUAAAAUCAUAACUUGAGUAAAAGUAGAAUAAUCAAUUGAAUGAAUCGAUCCAUGUAUUAUUCCAUCAAUUAAUCAUAUUCACCAAUCACUAUUUCAAUUUAUUCAAUCUUACUCAAUUCUUUAUUUCAAUAAAAUAUUUAUUCAU